This is a messenger RNA of Ambispora leptoticha, 1215 nucleotides long. Lineage: Eukaryota; Fungi; Glomeromycota; Glomeromycetes; Archaeosporales; Ambisporaceae. The record is from the annotation of a GenBank genome assembly.
AUGUCCUCCCCGCUUGAAAUUAAUAAAAAAGAAAAAAUUAUUGGCACGAUUAGCCAAAUAUUAGGAGAGACUAAUCAGAUAGAUGUUAACCUCUUCUAUCAGGAAGUAGAGAAAAGUAUUCAGUCAGAUAUUUCGACUGGAGAAAUAUUUAAACUGGUUUUGUUAUCAGUUACCAGUUUGCUAGAAAAAGACCCGGCCUAUGAUAAAUUAGCCAUGGAAAAAGGUGUUUUGGAUAAGCGUUUACAAGAAUUUGAUUUGCCAGAACUAGCCAUCAACGAGAAAGAUAAGAACCAAAAGGCUCUUGACUUUUAUAAUCUUAUUUCUAGUUUGCGUUUUGUUCCGAGCACCCCCACUCUUUUCCAUGCCGGUUUGGACAAGGCUAAUUUACUAAAAUAUUCGGGUGGAGUGGCUACCGACUGGACUAAUUUACGGGCUCUCGGUUCAUCCAUUAAGUCAAUUGAUAGUGAAAGCACUGGUUUAAUUCCUUUUUUGAAGUUGGCAAAUGAUACCACCGGAGCCAUUAACCGUUCUGGAAGGCGACGGGGUGCCAGCGUGGCCUAUUUGGAAGACCAUGUUGGAGUAGUGCAUUGUUCUAAUCUGUGCACCGAAAUUACUCUUAAUACUUCGGAAAAGGAAACGGCGGUCUGUAAUUUGGGUUCAGUUAAUUUGGCUCGGCACAUCCGGGAAAGAGAAUUAGAUAAUAAUUUAUUGCAAGAAACGAUUAAUAUUGCGAUUCGCAUGUUAGACAAUGUGAUUGACCUCAAUUAUUAUCCAACCAAAGAGGCUGAAUAUUCUAAUUUUCAACACCGACCAAUUGGUUUAGGAAUGAUGGGCUUUCAGGAUGCUCUUUUUCAACUGAAUAUUAAUUAUGGUUCAUCAGCGACCUUGGAGUUUACUGACCAAUUAACAGAAAAGUUUUCUUAUUAUGCGAUUUCGGCUUCCUGCCAGUUAGCCCAAGAAAGAGGAUCUUAUGCUAGUUAUCAGGGUUCCAAUAAAUUAAAUUGGGAUAGUUUAAAAGAGCAGGUAAAAAAAUAUGGAAUGCGUAAUUCUAAUGCGAUGGCGAUUGCUCCCACCGCUACGAUUGCUAAUAUUGCCGGUUGUUAUCCUUGUAUUGAAGCCAUGUAUAGUAACAUUUAUGUGGAAUCAAAUGUGGCUGGAGAAUUCACGAUAGUUAAUAAAUAUUUGGUGGAGGAUUUAAAAAAACUUAACUUGUGA